Molecule: messenger RNA, 1819 nt
Organism: Oryctolagus cuniculus (rabbit)
Lineage: Eukaryota; Metazoa; Chordata; Mammalia; Lagomorpha; Leporidae
Product: GTPase IMAP family member 6
Cellular component (GO): cytosol
Molecular function (GO): GTP binding
Source: RefSeq, a predicted model, not a curated record
CCUGCGUUCAUUCCUCCAAUGAGAUGAUCACAUAUCAGCCCCAAAGGGAGAGGUGGAGAUGUCACAGGAGUGUGUGGCCAAGGGGAGUGGCUGGCUGGUGGAGGAAAAUGAAUAUGAAGUGGUUUCUCUGGAGGAUCUGCCAGGAGAGAUGUCCCAGGAUACCACAGGGAGGCUGUCAAGAGGUCUGAAGAAGAAAGAACAGACCCCAAAGAGACUGAGACUCAUUCUGGUGGGGAAAACAGGAAGUGGGAAAAGUGCAACAGGAAACAGCAUCCUUGGCAAAAAAGUAUUUGAGUCUAAACUCAGUACUAGAUCAGUGACCAAGACCUUCCAGAGAGGCAUCCGAGAGUGGGCCGGGAAGGAACUCGAGGUGAUUGACACCCCUGACAUCUUGUCCUCUCUGUUCCAUCGGGAUGUGGAAGCCCGGAUCUGUCAAGCCAUCACCUUCUCCUCGCCAGGGCCUCACGCUGUGCUCCUGGUGACACAGCUGGGCCGAUUCACAGAGGAGGAUAAGCAGGCAGUCAGGCGUCUCCAGGAGAUCUUUGGAGUGGGGAUCCUGGCACACACCAUCCUAGUGUUCACCCGGAAGGAAGACCUUGCUGGCCGCUCCUUGGAAGAGUACCUGCACGAGACCGACAACCAGGACCUUGCCAAGCUGGAUGUGCUGUGCGAGCGGCGCCACUGUGGCUUCAGCAACAGAGGGGAGAGGGCUGAGCAGGAGGCCCAGCUGCAGGAGCUCAUGGAGAAAGUGGAAGGAAUCCUGUGGGAAACGGAAGGCCACCACUUUAGCAACAGGGCUUACCAAUACUCCCAGCAGUGCCUUCUGCUCAAAGGAGAGCAGGAAACUGGAAUGACCCAGGGGCAGGGCUCUGGGGAAGUGUUCGUCGAGGAGUCCUGCUUGGCAGGGCUGCCCCAAGUCCAAAAGGAGUCUGAGAAAACUCAUAAAUACCUCCUGGGGAGGGUUCCCUUUUGAUUUACCACUUAUUCAAAUCUCAUGUUCCCUACCAUUUAUGUCAAAAUUUUCAUUUUUGCUCAGAAUACUUUUGUAUUCUUUUUUUAUUUUUUAAAAGAUUUAUGUAUUUAUUUGAAAGUCAGAGUUAUACAGAGAGAGAAGGAGAGUCAGAGAGAAAGAGAGAGAGAGAGAGAGAGAGAGGUCUUCCACCCACUGGUUUAUUCUCCAAUUGGCUGCAAUGGCCAGAGCUGCGCAGAUCCCAAGCCAGGAGCCAGCAGCCUCCUCCAGGUCUUUCAAUGUGGGUUCAGGAGCCCAAGGACUUGGGCCUGCUUCUGCUGCUUUCCCAGGGCAUAACAGAGAGCUGGAUAGGAAGUGGAGCAGCCGGAACUUCAACUGGCCCCUAUAUGGGAUGAUGGCACGGCAGGCGGGGGCUUUACCUGCUAUGCCACAGCACUGGCCCCUAUAUUCUUUUUUUUUAAUAUUUGUUUAUUUAUUUGAAAGUCAGAGUUACACAGAAAGAGGAGAGGCAGAGAGAGAGAGAGAGAGAGAGAGAGAGAGAGGAGGUCUUCUAUCCGCUGGUUCACUCCCCAAUUGGCUGCAACGACUGGAGCUGUGCCAUUCUGAAGCCAGGAGCUAGGAACUUCCUCCAGGUCUCCCACAUGGGUGCAGGGGGCCCAAGGACUUGGGCCAUGUUCCAUUGCUUUCCCAAACCACAACAGAGAGCUGGAUUAGAAGUAGAGCAGCUGGGACUCAAACCAGUGCCCGUAUGGGAUGCCAGCACUGCAGGUGGUGGCUGUACCUGCUACGCCACAGCGCUGGCCCCUACUUUUCUAUUCUUAUGUGAAUAAAAUACUGAUCUGAUUGUAA